Formica exsecta is the source of this 2256-nucleotide messenger RNA. RefSeq lists its product as uncharacterized. Lineage: Eukaryota; Metazoa; Arthropoda; Insecta; Hymenoptera; Formicidae. The transcript is spliced from 9 exons. Gene Ontology annotation, biological process: detection of chemical stimulus involved in sensory perception of smell; sensory perception of smell. The coding region runs from base 458 to 1639 and encodes 393 amino acids. Gene Ontology annotation, molecular function: odorant binding; olfactory receptor activity. Gene Ontology annotation, cellular component: plasma membrane. The record is from RefSeq and is a predicted model, not a curated record.
CGGUUUAAGAUGACAUGAGCUUGACCAGAUAGAUCCGACAUCAAAAUGUUUAAAGUUGAAGAGGUAGAAAUUUCUCACGACGACCAAACGUAUCCUACGAGUGUCUGCAUUAGAAUGAAGUGUCGGCUUCGAAAAGGGGAAACAGCGCCUGCGUGGGAUCAUUUUGUGCAAAGGGUUCCCAUUCAUGGGAAAAGGACAUAAGUCGAAAUACUUUAAGCGUCGUAUCGAUCGUUUAAUUAUAUGUAUAUACCUCACUGAGAAAUUUGUUCAAUUGCACGUGUUUCGAUCACACGGUAGUAUUUUGUGUACUGCCUGUCAUUACAUUAAAUUCGCUUUGAAAUUUGCACUAAAAGUGAGAGUUUAUGGAAAAUAGUUAAUCGAUAAGUGAAAAAAGAGGGGAUAAAAGCACCAUCGUCGAUUUUUUGACAGUCAUACAUGUUCUACAGUUCGUGGAGAAAUGAUGUGUAUCAAAGCAAAAUAUUUUGAUCUGAACAGAAUACUUUUGCUGAUUAUAGGUUUGUGGCCCUAUCAACAAUCAAAGCUCGAUCGACUUCGAUUUAUUUUCUUCCUCGGCAUUUUGACGACUGCUAUUUUAUUUCAGUUUACUACGUUUCUUAAUUCUAAAUGCACAGCUAACUUCGUCAUCAAGAUUUUAUCUAACUCGCUCAUUUUUACAAUUUUUGUGAUACAGUACAUCUUUUUCGCCAUUAAUAUCGAAACUAUGAAAGAUUUAUUGACACAACUUCAAUAUGUGUACGAUCAAUUAAAAGAUGAAUGUGAAAACGCUAUCGUUGAAAAAUAUAACUGUAAUGCAAAACGUCAUACAAUUGUGCUUACAGCAUUUUGUAUAUGUAGUAUAUGUGCUCUUAUUGUCGCACAAUUUUGGUCGAAUGUAAUUGGUAUUAUUUUACCGAUAAACGUAUCUCAAGCACAUCGCCUGCCAGUUAUGGCAGAGUAUUUCGUCGAUCAAGAAAAAUAUUUUUCUUUAAUUCUCUUGCAUUUAGAUGCAGCGAUUUGCGUAGGAUCGGGUGUACUGUUGUCAACCGGAACAAUGCUUAUAGCAUAUCUUGAACAUAUUUGUGGACUGUUUAAAAUCUCUAGUUAUCGCAUUAAACACGCAAUGAGAGCCAUUGUGUUACAAAAUAUUAGUACAAAAAACGAUACAUUGAUGUUAGAAGAAAUAAGAUGUGCUGUAGAUAUACAUCGGCAAGCUAUGGAAUUAUCCAAAACUUUGACCUCCAAAUUUGAAGCAAUGUUGUUCUGUUUAAUAGCAAUAGGGGUAAUAUUACUGAGCCUUAAUCUCUUUCAGAUUUUUCAGAUUCCAUUGAACGGAGAUAAUGUCGAUGAAAUUUUAAUUCCCUCUGUAGUUGUAUUUGCCAGUAUUUUAUAUAUGUUCUGCGCCAACUAUCUCGGGCAAUAUAUAACAGAUCAUAAUAAUCAUGUAUUUGUUACCGUGUAUAACGUUCAGUGGUACAUUGCUCCGUUAUAUGUACAGAAACUAAUACUGUUUCUGUUGCUAAGAAACGCUAAAGACUUUACUAUAGAUGUCGGUGGAUUAUAUAUCGCAUCAUUAGAGAGUUUUGCAACGCUGGUAAAAGCUUCGGUCUCAUAUUUUACUGUCAUAUAUUCAACGCAAUAAUAAGGUAAGAAGAGAAAUUCUAUCGAGUAAAAUAUAAUCUGGUAAAAAUUUAACAAAACCUCAAUAUUACAAUUUUUUUUAUAUUACAUUUAAAAAAGUUAAAAGUAGUUAAAUAUUAUUGCCACAGUUUGUACCUAAACAGACAUAAGAAAAAUAUCCAGAAAUAUAAAUAUAUUCAAUCAGGAAGAGAGAAAGAAAGAUAUACACAUUUUGUUGUACCGCGGAUGAGGCACGGAGGUAUAUGGGAUCGUUGGCUAAAUUAGAACUGGGAUGUUCGGGAUCCGCCAAGGAGGGUUUCGCCGAUUAAAGUAAUCUUGUAGCAUUAUUAGAAAUAAAUAUAUUUAUUUGAAGAUAUUUGUUUUAAAUCUUCUUUCCUUUCUUGCUUUUCCAACUGUUUCGCUUAUCGCGGUAUCGAGUGACACCGCGUGCGUGUGCCUGGUAUUGCGUUCGUCGUUGCGAAAUUAACUAUGAUGAUUGUUGUGACGCUCUUUACUAUUUAAUAAUUUCAACUGUCCAUCUUGUGGUUGUUUUCUUUAAUAUAUUAAUUAUAGGGCGGAGUUCUGCCCCUCUCUCCGCCCACGCAUAAAGGUCAUAACUUCUUGUAUCUUUAUAAUUUU